CUAACAUCCCCAUCCUCUUCAUCCCCACGUUUCACUCCCUCUGUGGACACAGUAGUUCAUCUGGUCACCCAAACAGAAACAAGCUCGUACCUCUGCUUUGUUUCUCUGCUAGCCCCCUCACCUCCCUUUCUGCUCUUGUCUUCAUCCUCCUCCUCCCCAGCACGGUGUGUGAUGGUGCACCCCCUCCUCUCCGCCUUGGAGACAUGCCUGUACAGGAGAUGGCAGUGAGUCCUGUCAAGUCCCUGCACUGGGAGCAGUUCCCUCCCAUGUCGCAGCGCCGCGUCUAUUGCACUCCUGUCUACCACGAAGGCCUACUCUACGUGCUGGGGGGCUGCAGUGAGACAGGCCUGCCGCUGGACAGUGUUGAGGUCCUGGACGUAGAAAGCCGGACAUGGAGCCAACUGCCUCCACUGCCCACUGCACGGGCAGGGGCCUCGGCUGUGGCGCUGGGGAGCCAGGUGAUUGUGCUUGGGGGCAUGAAUCAGCAGCAAACCCCUCUAGCUUCUGUGGAAAUGUACCAUCCGGAUGAGGGAAAAUGGGAGACAAAAGCCAGUCUGGGUCAGCCAUCGAUGGGAGUCACUACAGUUGAGAAAGAUGGGAAAGUGUACGCAAUGGGGGGCAUGGGAGCGGACACAACACCUCAGGCUCUGGUCAGAGUCUAUGAUGCAGAAAAAGACCAAUGGCAGCCGAUGACUUCUAUGCCCACGCCGCGGUAUGGAGCAACACCGUUUGUAAUAGGAAACAAAAUCUACAUGAUGGGGGGACGUCAGGGAAAGAUGCCAGUGACAGCGCUGGAGUCCUUUGACCUGGAGAUGAAGAGCUGGACACGUUACCCCUGCAUCCCCAGCCGGAGGGCUUUUUCCUGUUGCGCCAUGAAUGAGCGAAGCCUCUUUAGCCUGGGGGGCCUUCAGCAGCCAGGCCCACAUAACUUCUACUCCAGACCUCACUUUGUCAGCACCAUGGAGGAGUACGACUUGGAACAAGGGAUCUGGAUCAAACCCACGCGAACAUCCAGGAUGAGGGAGAAAAGAGCCGACUUUGUGGCAGGAUGCCUGGGUGGAAGGGUCAUCGUCGCCGGCGGUUUAGGAAAUGAGCCGUCACCAUUGGGCUCAGUGGAAAGCUACAACCCAGUGAAGCGGCGCUGGGAGUACAUGGCGCCCAUGCCCACUGCACGUUGCUCCUCUGCUCUCCUGCAGACAAACAGCAUGCUCUUUGUGAUUGGGGGAGUCGCCCAGGGACCCAGCAAUGUUGUGGAAUCUCUCUGCUUACAGGAAACAGUGUGACAUAUGACACACACACAAUCUCUCAUAAACAUAGGAAUAAAUGCAAACUGGCCUUGAUUCAUGUAGGAACGGAAAAUCUGACACGUACAGGUGGAUUGGAUCCACAGAUCAGACAUAAUCAUUUUACCUUCAUGUCCAGCUGAUGGAUUUGUCUUGUUCCUGGGAUGGGAUGAUGCUGUGGGAUGACACUCAACAAGGAUUUCCAGAUGGAAGUUGCAGAAAAUUUUGUGACAUAGUUGGACAAAUACAUGAUAAAGGAUGUUCAAUUGGGCCGCUGAGGAGAGAAAACUGACAGAUUUUUGUUUUUGUUUUUUCUAACUCUGGGGAAAUCAGAGGAAAGCAAAAAAAAAAAAAAAAAAAAAAAAAAAAAAACAGUGUCUGAAGAAACAACACGCCUUUUUCAGAAAAAAGCAGGGUACUUUUCUGGAUCUUAAAGGAACACAGGGCCAUAUCUGAGUCUUUUCUUCUUUGCAGCAGUGUCGUCUGACUUCUGCAGCGACAUCACGCUCGGACACUUUUCUAUGACUUAAAAACAACACUCUGAGUUUUAGAAGGUGUUGUUCUGGGAAUGUGAAUGUCUGUUAUUGCUUUUGUUGUUUUUGUUGCACUGAUGUGUGUGUGAGCAUUGCAGCUGCUAACAGCCACUACCACAGUGUUGACAACGGUGGUCUGGAACAUGCUUUCACAUCCCAAGCAAGUCAAGCCGCUGCCAGUGAGAACUCCAUCCACAGCGGCUGAUCUCAACCACCAUCAUUGUGGUUGAACUUGUCUCACUUUGAUACAAAUCUCACCAUCUGUGCACCACAGCAGUCUGUCACUUACACCAAAGCAGGCUUGACUUUGCUCUUGGAUUGAAUGCAGAGUUACUUGCUGCACUGAGGCAUCCUAAACAAAUCAGCUUUUGCAAUUUUUAAUGCAAUGACAGCUACAUGGUGAAAUUUGAGCACCUCAAGUUGAUAACCCCAAACUUUUACAGCAGUUUAGAGGGUUUAGCGAGAAUAGACUAGAAGAAAUUUAUGCGCUUCAUAUCUGUAACUGUUUUGAUUAUUAUUAACUUGUUUUGGUCAUUUCCUUCCUGGCACAUUGCUGGUGUAAUACAAAGUGCAAUAUCACAGCUACAAUUCUUACACUGCAGUUUUUUCUUAGCUCGAGUAUAACAUCUUCAUAUCUGUUGGCUUAAAAAAAGACAAUUUAUUGUUUACCCCAGUGUCCUUAAACAGCUCUUGCUAUCUAAUUUGCUAAAUAUUAAGAUGAACAGCAACAAAAUGUUACGUUUCCUGUUAAGUCAACAUGUAACUUUAUUUAUGUCGAAUAGAA
Molecule: messenger RNA, 2600 nt
Organism: Melanotaenia boesemani (Boeseman's rainbowfish)
Lineage: Eukaryota; Metazoa; Chordata; Actinopteri; Atheriniformes; Melanotaeniidae
Product: kelch domain-containing protein 8B-like
Exons: 5
Coding region: 204-1283 (359 amino acids)
Molecular function (GO): protein binding
Source: RefSeq, a predicted model, not a curated record